ACACUGUAAGAUUGGGGUUGUGAGGGGCUCUAAGCUAGAGAGAGUGUAAAAAAAAGGUAUGCUGGGAAAUUAGCUGAGGGUUACUUCUGUGGCAACAUUCCCGCCCACAACUCAGAGGUGAGUUUCUGAUUAACUCUUGCGCCCCACAUACAAUAUGUCUUAAAAAACAUCACAGGUGUUUUGAAUUUGGCUAAUAUAAUAACCACUGAAUACGAUUUUACAACAGAAAGAAGUAAAGAUGGAGUGGGACUAUAGGAACAAACUUUUUAAUGUAAUUUUCAUUAUCAUAGAAUUGCGUUUUUUUUAAUAUAAAGUACUAAAUGUUUAUUAGUUUGUAAUUUUUCUCAAGUAUUUCUCAAAUAUUGGCAAUGAUUAAAAAGCAAAGUGACCAUGUUAAAUGCGAGGUGGUCAAAAGAGGUUGGUGCAUGAAACUUUUGUGCUGGUGCAUUUAAGAAAAAAACUUUUGUGCACCAGUGCACAUGUUUAAUCUAGAGCCCUGGUUGCACUAAGAAAAUAAAUAUCAACCUCAAAAUCCACUUUAUAGGUAAAUUAUUAGAGCUUAACUGUAAAGUAGCAAAAAAUGCAAACAAAAUAAAAUAAAAAAAAGCCCUAGAUCGCUAUGGGCUAAAAAGUUUAAAGCAGAUAUUAUAACAGAUGUAUCAAUAAGAUUAUUGUUUAGUUUAGUGCUAAAGAGAUUACACUAAAUACCACUUAUUUGUCAGUUUAGUAACAACAGGGAAAAUCUAAGCCUCAUUGAUGGAAUACAACAGAAAACCCUGACCUUCCUCAUACACUCAUAAAGUUAAGGAGUUCAUGCCUCUUCUUCUGCUUUUCUUUAUUUGAAUGUGCUCAUCCGGGAGUCACACAGCAGCUCUCCCUCUUCUGCUUUCGGUUCGUAUAACAUUGCAACAUUGCGUGGUUUUGGUUUUUUUUCUGUGUUUUUUUUUUCCUCUUUUGAACAUCGAACUGCUUCAGAAAAGGAUUUUCGAGUUGAUUCUGUAAAAUGGACGAGGAAACACCACUGCUGAAGCGAAGAGCUACACUUUCUGGAUCUCAGGUUAGAAACUCCGGGCUUUACCUGGCUGUGUUCGCCGCUGUCCUGGGAAAUUUCAACUUUGGGUACUCCUUGGUCUAUUCCUCUCCAGUUCUGCCCAAGUUAAAAAGUCCAGAUGCAGACCCUCGGCUCAGGAUGGACACAGAACAGGCUGCUUGGUUCGGCUCCAUCUACUCCCUGGGCGCGGCGGCUGGCGGGCUGGGGGCCAUGAUGCUCAACGACCUGAUUGGACGGAAGCUCAGCAUCAUGAUGUCCGCCGUGCCUUCAACUGUUGGGUACAUGCUGCUAGCAGGAGCUGUAGACUUAUGGAUGCUACAUUUGGGCCGUUUCCUAACGGGGGUCGCUGCCGGCAUGACAGCAGCGUCCAUUCCAGUCUACAUUUCUGAGAUCUCCCACAAACGAGUGCGGGGAGCUCUGGGCUCCUGUCCUCAGGUCACGGCUGUGUUUGGGAGUCUGACCCUCUACGCUCUAGGUCUGGUGGUGCCGUGGCGCUGGCUGGCGGUGGCAGGGGCCGUGCCAGCGGUGUUGAUGUUGGUGCUUCUUACAUUUAUGCCCUCCUCCCCUAGAAGACUGCUCUCCCUCGGCCGACAGCAGCAUGCAGAGAAGGUCCUCCGCUGGCUUAGGGGAAGUCAUUACGACACCCACAGCGAGCUCAGGGACAUACAGGAGAGCAUCGACAAUCAGUCGACAGUCAAAUGGUCCAACUUGGUCACACCCAUCUACUACAAGCCAAUCAUUAUCUCAGUGGUGAUGCGUUUUCUGCAGCAGAUGACAGGAAUCACACCAGUCUUGGUUUAUCUGGAGCCCAUUUUUGAAAAAAGCCAAGUGUCUAUUGAGCCGAGGUACGAUGCUGCAAUCGUGGGGGCAGUCCGCCUGUUUUCCGUUGCCAUAGCAGCAUUUUUGAUGGACAAAGCCGGACGGAAAGCCUUGCUGUACACCUCCAGCAUGCUGAUGUUCGUGGCCUCCCUGACCUUAGCCAUCUCCUCCCACACCACGACCUGCCCUCCAGGCCCCUCUCCUCCGAACCACACAGCGCUGGACUACGGCUCCCCCGACAACAUUGGCGUCACCUUUCAAAGCAGUCAGCAAACCGCCGCAGGCCUCAUCCCUCUCGUCUUCACGGUGGUGUUUAUAUUUGGAUAUGCUAUGGGAUGGGGCCCGAUCACAUGGCUGCUGAUGUCAGAGGUGCUCCCGCUGGUGGUCAGGGGGAAGGCCUCGGGACUGUGUGUGACCGUCAGCUGGCUGACGGCCUUCGCCCUCACCCACGCCUUCACUCACCUGGUGGACAGCUACGGCCUGUACGUCCCGUACCUGAUGUUCACCGUGGUGUGCGUCCUCUGCUUGCUCUUCAACGCCGUGUGCGUCCCAGAGACAGGCGGACGCUCACUGGAGGAGAUAGAGAACUAUUUCAGGACAGGACGCACAUUCACCAUCACCAGGAGCGCUUCCACCUUACAGUCUCACUGAGCCAUGUAGCCUUUUGUUUUACAUAUUCUCAAGAGUGAAGUAGAUGGAUUUGGGAGCUCAUAUUUUUAGCACAGAUUCAUGCGUGUGAUGAUGUUGGCUUUGAGUUCUUCCAUGUAUUACAGUUUUGACUGACCAGAACACUCCUUGCUGCUAAAAACACCCAUCAUUUUAUCACUAUUAUUUCUUAAAAAUGUGCAUUUUAUGUCAUGACAAUGUAAUUUUCUUUUGAUGACUAUAUGCAGGUACAUUGGUCCAAACACAAUGUGAUUAAAUGCACAAACACAACAACACACAUGUUUAAACAGUACACUGAUUAAAUUCAGAUUUACUAUAAACACAGACUUGCUGGAGCACAUCAGCUAAUUUGUUCUUUUUUUGUCAAUAGUCUUAUUUUAUUUAGCUCAAUACCUUAAAGGACUUCAUUACGACGGAGUAUUAGGGCCAAAUUACAAACAUGUAGAAAAAAAUCUAAGUACUACGCAGUAGUAAAUUUACGAGAAAAAAACAUGUAACUUCAAUUUUGAGAAUAAAGUCGUACAUUUUAGACUUUAAUCGAUGACUUGAAUUUUCGUACAUUUACGACUUUCAUUGAUGAAUUAAAACCUCUACUUUAAAGGGUAACCAAAGUUGGAAGCUUACUCCACCCACAGCCAAAAUUGAAAGUCAGAUGGGUGGGGCUUGGGGGCAGGACUGUUAUUAUUACUGGAGCUGCAGAUAAUGAUCAUGAAGUGAGACUUCUGAGACUUACAUGGUCUGACCAAUCACAAAAUUUAACUACAAUACCUCAAUUCAACCUUUAAGGGGCAGCAAAAAAAAUGUUUUUUGACAAUAUUUCCAAGAAUUAGAAUUAAACAAUUUUAUUGUAAUUUAUAAAAAAAAUGGCAAUGACCAACAAACAGACAGCACUUUUAAAGCCCCAUUUAUAGAGAUCAACACCAAAACAUGAGUUAAAAGUCAUGGAUUUACAAGAAAAGACACCAAAGUUCUGUUUGUUGGAGCCAUAAAGCUUCAUUUCUGGAUAUGUUUCAAAAUCAAAGAAAUUUUUAUCCUUCUGGCAACAUAAAAUUGAAUUAUUAUUUGCAUAAACACGUUGAAAAGAUCAUGCUGGAAACUGGGCCUCUUUAAACCUCUCCUCUUCCCUAAUCUUGUAAUGUAUUAUUUUUUUUGUAGCCCUAAACUUUUACAUAAAAGUUACUUUAAUACCGUGAUCUAACUUUUUUAUGGCCCCAAUACUCCGCCGUACUUCACACACCACUUGCACCACAAACUGCUUUAAAAUGGAUAUUCUUGAGAUCAGGGGUCUGCAACUUAAGGUUCCAGAGUCACAUUCGGCUCUUUAUAAUCCCUCCUUUGUGGCUCCUUGGGCUUAAAGAAAAAUGUACAUGAUUUCAAUAAAUGAUGCUUUUGUAGUAA
Oryzias melastigma (Indian medaka) is the source of this 3934-nucleotide messenger RNA. It is a transcript of the gene slc2a6, whose product is annotated as solute carrier family 2 member 6. The transcript has 8 exons. The record is from RefSeq and is a predicted model, not a curated record. Bases 1004 to 2521 code for a protein of 505 amino acids. Lineage: Eukaryota; Metazoa; Chordata; Actinopteri; Beloniformes; Adrianichthyidae. Gene Ontology annotation, biological process: transmembrane transport. Gene Ontology annotation, cellular component: membrane. Gene Ontology annotation, molecular function: transmembrane transporter activity.